This is a messenger RNA of Mastomys coucha (southern multimammate mouse), 983 nucleotides long. Its product is annotated as ras-related protein Rab-5C-like. Gene Ontology annotation, molecular function: GTPase activity; GTP binding. NCBI's taxonomy places the organism in Eukaryota, Metazoa, Chordata, Mammalia, Rodentia, Muridae. The record is from RefSeq and is a predicted model, not a curated record.
GGCCCAAGUAACACUGCUGCCCCGGAGCCGCGUUGGAGGCCUCCCUUCCCAUUGAGUGCCUCUUUGCAAAGCACUGGCCCCACCCCCACGCUCACUGGUACUACUACAGAGCAGCGCGCCAUGGCGGGUGGAGGAGGUGCAGCACGACCCAAUGGACCAGCUGCUGGCAACAAGAUCUGUCAGUUUAAGCUGGUCCUCUUGGGCGAGUCUGCAGUGGGCAAAUCCAGCCUGGUCCUCUGCUUUGUCAAGGGGCAGUUCCACGAGUACCAGGAGAGCACAAUUGGAGCGGCUUUCCUCACACAGACUGUCUGCUUAGACGAUACAACGGUCAAGUUUGAGAUCUGGGACACAGCUGGCCAAGAGCGAUAUCACAGCCUGGCCCCGAUGUACUACCGGGGGGCCCAAGCAGCCAUUGUGGUCUAUGACAUCACCAACACAGAUACGUUUGCACGGGCUAAGAAUUGGGUGAAGGAGUUACAGAGACAGGCCAGCCCCAACAUCGUCAUUGCACUAGCGGGUAAUAAAGCAGACCUGGCCAGCAAGAGAGCUGUGGAGUUUCAGGAAGCACAAGCCUAUGCAGAUGACAACAGUUUGCUGUUCGUGGAGACAUCUGCGAAGAUUGCAAUGAACGUGAAUGAAAUUUUCAUGGCAAUAGCUAAGAAGCUUCCCAAGAAUGAGCCCCAGAAUGCAGCUGGUGCUCCAGGCCGGAACAGAGGUGUGGGUCUGCAGGAGAGCAACCCAGCUAGCCGGAGCCAGUGCUGCAGCAACUGAGCCCUCCUUACCUGCCAUUGCCCCAACUCCUCCACCAGAAUGACCUGACUGGAAUCUACUCUAACCAAUCGCACUUAACAACUCCGGCCACCACUGGGGGCAGGGGAAGGGCCCAUCAUGAAUCUCCGCAUAACUUUGAUCCUAGGCCGGAGAAAGUUAUUCCACCUGCACCUUUCUGUACAAAUACUAAUUCAAUUUUAAGUCUUAAGUCA